UACCUAAUCUGUGAUCCAACAUGGGUGACCAAUCAGCUGACAUUUCUGAAGGCAUAUUUUUCCAUGGUGUAAUUAUCUAAAUUGGGUAAAUUAUUACAUAAAACCUGCUCCGAGACAGUUUUCAGUGAUAAACUCGUUAUUCAAGUGAAUAAUUAAUCAUCAUCUGUUAUGGAUAUCGAAAUCAGAGUUGCAUCCUGCAUGCAGUCCAGACAAUCAGAAUAAACAAACCAUGGAAGAACCUAUAAGUGAAACCAUAGAAAACCAUUUGGACGCAAACAAAAUCACUUAGUAACAAACUAAACUAAAACUAAACAAAACUAAAAACUAAAAUAUAGCAAAAUUUAACAAAACCAGAGAUCUAGUCUCUAUAGAGAAAUAUAAAAUAUAAAAAUUAAUAGUGCAAUUAAUAUAAAAAUAGAGAAAGAUUUAAAUUAUAAAAAAAGAUUAUAUUUAUUAACUUUUUUAUUUUGUUAGUAAUUUUUUUUUCGCCGUUCAUAAGUCAAUGUUGUUGUUGUAAAAAAAUAAAAGUAUAAAUAGUUGCUAGUUGUAAAAAUUGACAAGUAGUUGACACAUAAUUCCAUUCUAUUUUUAAAUAAUUAAAAAAAAUAAUAGUUUGACUAUUACAAAUGGUUACCAAAGAGUUUAUAUAUAUAGAGUUUAAAUAAGUUUUAUGAGUUGGGGGUGUUAAAGGGGUGAAUGAACUUUGGGCAUAGAGAAUUUAAAAUGGCCGCCACAAUGGUUGAGACGCCCCCUCCUCAGCUGAUUACUACGAUAGAAUGGAGUAUGAUGGACAAAACUAAGUUUUUUCCAUUAUAUACUCUAAGCAGUUUUACAGUAAGAUGCGCGCUAUACCCACUAACUUUAAUAAAAACACAAAUCCAAGUGCAGAGAAAGAAAGAGGCAUACAGUGGUGUAGCUGACGCUAUAUCUAAGAUAUACAGGAAUGAAGGCGUGCCGGGACUCUAUCGAGGGUUCUGGCUCUCCAGUUUUCAGAUAAUAUCAGGAAUUUUCUACAUAACUACGUAUGAAGGCGUGCGAUAUGAACUCGGGAAGUAUGAUGUCAGUCCUAAAGUCAAGUCGUUUAUAGGCGGUGGUUGUGCGUCGAUAGUUGGUCAGACCAUUAUCGUACCAUUUGAUGUACUCAGCCAACAUCUUAUGGUCUUAGGCCUCGUGAAAGGAAGAGGCAAUGCUAGGAAUCCACAAAUGAACCCGCUCGGCUUAGAUCUAGAGAAGCGCAUGUCCAAAGCGGCGCUUGCCAAGGAGGUCGCAGUGCGCGUGUAUCAGCUGCACGGGCCGCUCGGCUAUUACCGCGGCUAUACAGCUUCGUUGGCCGCGUAUGUACCUAACUCCGCGCUAUGGUGGGCGCUGUAUACUGCUUAUCAAGAUGAGCUCCUAAAAAUAGCUCCGUCGUGGGUAUCGACGCUGCUGAUCCAGUGCGCAGCCGGGACACUGGGCGGGUUCACCACGACCUUCCUAACCAAUCCAUUGGAUAUAGUACGCGCUAGGUUACAGGUCGAAGGAGUAGGCACGAUGAAGCAAAUAUUCAAGACGCUAUGGGCAGAGGAGGGUCUAGUAGGCCUGUACUUCAAGGGUCUGUCAGCGCGGCUGCUGCAGUCAGCCUGCUUCUCAUUCAGCAUCAUCCUCGGGUACGAGAGCAUCAAGAGAGUCGCGCUCAGCGACGAGUUCAAGCCGAGAGUGCGUUGGUGACGAUAAUAAAUACCUUACGUAUACGUUUUGGGUUUUAUUUCGGUUUUACAGAUUGACUUAACUGCGAUUACAUACUGUCCAAGACAUUUACAGAAUGACAUGGUACUAUUACAGAUUCUCUAUUUCAUUUUACUAAACACUGCAUGGACAUUAAAGACUGUAUGAAUGAUCAUCACAGAAUAUGCGACCAUUAUAGAAUUUUUGGUUGCAUUGCAUAUGUACAAAUAUAAUGACUCAGCUUGGAGUUUCAUGCUCACUCAAAGGUCUUAUGGUAGUGGCACGGGCAUUGGUCACUCGAUUCCCUGGAAUAUGGUUGAGUUGGGCAGAGGAGGGUCUAGUAGGACUGUACUUCAAGGGUCUGUCAGCGCGGCUGCUGCAGUCAGCCUGCUUCUCAUUCAGCAUCAUCCUCGGGUACGAGAGCAUCAAGAGAGUCGCGCUCAGCGACGAGUUCAAGCCGAGAGUGCGUUGGUGACGAUAAUAAAUACCUUACGUAUA
Molecule: messenger RNA, 2202 nt
Organism: Spodoptera frugiperda (fall armyworm)
Lineage: Eukaryota; Metazoa; Arthropoda; Insecta; Lepidoptera; Noctuidae
Product: solute carrier family 25 member 44
Exons: 8
Coding region: 697-1707 (336 amino acids)
Biological process (GO): branched-chain amino acid catabolic process
Cellular component (GO): mitochondrion
Molecular function (GO): branched-chain amino acid transmembrane transporter activity
Source: RefSeq, a predicted model, not a curated record